Molecule: messenger RNA, 1694 nt
Organism: Lactuca sativa (garden lettuce)
Lineage: Eukaryota; Viridiplantae; Streptophyta; Magnoliopsida; Asterales; Asteraceae
Molecular function (GO): phosphoglycerate dehydrogenase activity
Source: RefSeq, a predicted model, not a curated record
AUAUGCAUAUGUAUCAUCUAUGUAUGCGUAGAAGAACAAAGGGGAAUUCGAGAACAUUGGAUUCUAAGAUGUCGAUUAGUUUUUGUGUGGCUGUUUUUUGUUUCUGUUGAUACCAAUAGAAAUGUUGAAACUUGUGGUUUUGAAGAGAAUUAAACCUAUUUGGUGGGGUAUCUGAAAGGAAUUUGAGGAAUCACUCUGAGAUUUACUUUAAUCUUCUUAAGUUGAGUGGGCGUUGGUGAGAGUGACUUGUUUGCAUUUGUGGACUGUAAACAUUGAUAAACUAUUCAAGAUUUUCAUACCAUUUGCGAUUUAUUCAAUACUAGUGGCUACCUGCUGUUUACAUUUAUCAUCGUCAGCCCUUGACUCUCUUUUUUUAUAUCUAUCUCUUUCUCUCUCUCACACCACACACACAAUUACAUGCUAAAAGAUUUUAAAUUAGUAAAAUUUGAUCAUAAUCUUAACCUAGGAAAUUGAACAGAGACCAGAAAUUCUCGUCUGGACUUUGAAUCCUUUGUUUCAGGGUUCCUCUGCAAAUUAUGCUUGAUGUUUAAGAGCUCUUGUAAGCAUGGAGAAAGAUUCAUACGAAAAAUCUAAUCAUCCCAAUCAUGGUCUUCAGAUUAUAAAGCACCCCUCUUACCCAUCUUAUGGUAAACGAUUAAUAUCUUGGUUUGAUAUCCGUGUGUUCUACGUUAGAAUAAGCAAUUUCAUGAUUGACGGAUAUACCCCUCAUUAUCUCACCCUCAACCAUAUACCAUUAAACCCUGAUACUGUCCUUGAAGUAAAUGGUAGAAGAUGUAGCCUCCAAUCAGAGGGUAGUUCUUGUCGCCUAAAAAAGAACAGAGUAGACAAGAAAUUUGAAGAAGCUACUUUUGUAAGUACAGACAGUAUAAGAUUGUCAGGUGGUGUGAAGUUUGAGGUUUUUGAUGGUGAAGAUCUUAUUCUUUUUGGGACUUUGGAAAUGUUAAAUGAAUCGAAAGAUAAUGAUAAUGGGAAGUGGAGUAUGAGUUGUGAAUCAAUGAUUUGUUGUGGAAAUGGGUUUUUGAAAGGUGGUGAUUCAUAUUCAUUGCCACCAAUGAUUGAAGUUUAUGUUGCAGGAUCGUUUUCUGGGACACCGAUUAUUUUGACAAAAACUUUACAGAUUAGUCUCAAGAAGAAGCAACAUCGGAAAGGAAUGUUGGAUUCCAUUCCAGAGUAUGAGAGUGCGGAAUCGGAAUCUCGGAAAGACGUUGUACCUGGACUUGAUCUUCAGAUAGAUGGAUAUGGGAAUUACAAGGGUGGAAAUGAGAAUCAUGAGAAUUAUGAGAUGAGCCCGUAUUGGAAUCAAAUGGAGUAUUUGGAAGGAGAAGAUGGAGCACUCUCGUGGUUCAAUGCCGGAGUGAGAGUCGGAGUCGGAAUUGGGCUUGGUGUUUGUCUCGGGGUUGGAAUUGGAGUUGGUCUUCUUGUUCGAACAUAUCAAUCUACCGCUCGAAACUUUAGAAGGCGGCUAUAGUAAUUCCUUCUCUUGUUUUUAUUAUUUCUUUUCAAAUUUUGGUUAUAUGCGAUAAAGGGUGUAGAAAACAACUUAUUUUUGGCAUAAGUUUUAUCACCAAAUCGAUGUGAUGUGAUGUUGACCCAAGUGUUUGGCUUAAGGGUUUAGGGUUUAUGUAUUGUCUUAUAUUAAGUUUAGUAUUUUCGUAAUUAAGGAACUCUGAAUA